Molecule: messenger RNA, 4676 nt
Organism: Pimephales promelas (fathead minnow)
Lineage: Eukaryota; Metazoa; Chordata; Actinopteri; Cypriniformes; Leuciscidae
Gene: carmil1
Product: capping protein regulator and myosin 1 linker 1
Biological process (GO): regulation of Arp2/3 complex-mediated actin nucleation; cell migration
Cellular component (GO): plasma membrane; lamellipodium
Molecular function (GO): protein binding
Source: RefSeq, a predicted model, not a curated record
UCUCUGCUCGGUGUUCCGGCUCACUCUCAGCUCUGUUACUGUAACUGUAAGUGUUAAAGGUUUAACUGAAGCUCAUGAAGAACCAGUGAAGAAGAUGAGCGGGGAAGAGUCUGGCGUUCCUCGGGAUCUGCUGGAGAGCGUUCAGGAGGCCAUCGGGCAGCAGGUCAAGCUGUGUUUGGUUCAGAAGGUCAACCUGGAGGUCAAAGGUGACAAACUGGACAGCAGAAUCCUGGCUCUCGCUCCUCAUCGAGUGUUUCUGCUCAGCGCACGAGUGCCUGCUAAAGUCGAUCAGUCCUUCAGUGUGUUCGACAUUCAGAGCAUCAACAGUGUCAAACAGAAGCAGCUGCUGGUGGACUAUGACAGAGGACAGCUGUCUCUGAGACUGGCGUCUGAUCGAGACACUGAUGAUUUUAUUGCACAAAUAGGAACAAACAUUCAGGAGAUUUGUCCAGGACUCGACCCGCUGAGGGUGAUAAAGAAACUUGUGUUAAAGCCGGUGGAGAGAAUCACCAGUUUACAGACACUGUGGGAAAACCCCAUCCCAGCAGAAGCCGGACCCUGCGGCGGUUUCUCGCGUCUCUACUGGUGUGUGUGUGAUCAGAUGGGCGUCCCCUACAGAGACGAGGUUCAGUGGGACGUGGACACCAUCUAUCUGUCUCAGGACACACGGGAGCUCUGCCUGCAGGACUUCAUCCACCUGGACAACAGGGAUCUGCUGGCCAUCACCGCUGCUCUGGAGUUCAAUCAGUGGUUCAUCAAACUCUCCAUAAAGGACUUUAAACUGACAGCAGAUCUGUGUGAUCAGAUAUUCAGAGUUGUGUCUCGAUCUACCAGACUGGAGGAACUCACUCUGGACAACACCGGACUCAAGAGUGAUUUUGCUCAGAGGUUUGCUGCUGCGUUGAGUCACAAUCCAAACUCAGCGUUAAAGGCAGUCAGUCUGCCCAACAACUGUAUUGAAGACAAAGGUGUCAUGUUUCUGAGCCCUGCCCUGUCUAAACUCACACCUGGACUGAAACACCUGGACCUGUCCAAGAACUCACUGUCAUCUAAAGGUGUGAAUAUUCUGGCUCAGUGUUUCUGCUCCACAUCACUCACACACCUGAAUCUGUCUGGAAACACACUAAGAGGGGAGGACAUGCCUCAUCUGUGGAGUUUCCUGUCUCAACCCAACCGUCUGCACACACUCGACCUGUCGAACAGCGAAUCUUCCCUCGACCUGGUGUGUUCGUCACUGCAGCGUGGCUCUCUCAAACACCUGACAGUUCUCAACAUGUCCAGAAGUGUCUUCAGUCUCAAGAGAGGGAAGGAGUUUCCGUCCUCCUUCAAGCAGUUCUUCAGCAGCGCUUCGUCCCUCCAGAACAUCUGCCUCUCUGGAACCAAACUCCCUUCUGAAGGACUCAAAGCUCUGCUGCUUGGUCUGGCCUGUAACCCUAACCUGAGAGAUGUAGCUCUGGACAUCAGUGGCUGUGAGUUGCGGUCAGCGGGCGCUCAGAUUCUGGAGGGCUGCAUCGCUGAGAUCCCAAACAUCACCAGCCUGGACGUGUCUGACAACGGGCUGGACUCAGAUAUGUCUACGCUGCUCGAGUGGCUCGGGAAGAACCGCUCCAUCAAACACUUGUCCAUCGGCAGGAACUUCAGCAACAUCAAAACCAAGAAUCUCGGGCAGGUUCUGGUCUCCGUGGUCCAAAUGAUUCAGGAAGAGGAUUCACCACUGGCGUCUCUGUCUCUGGCCGACUCACGUCUGAAGGCCGAUCUGUCGCUGGUUCUGAACGCUCUGGGCGGGAACACCAGUCUGACACACCUGGACAUCAGCGGGAACAACAUGGGAGACUUCGGGGCCAAGAUGCUGGCCAAAGCUCUGCAGGUCAACACCAAACUCAGGACGUUGAUCUGGGACCGAAACUCUGUCAGCGCUCAGGGACUACAGGACAUGGCUUCUGCUCUGGAAAAGAAUUACACCAUCAGGUUCAUGCCGGUUCCCAUCACAGACGCGGCUCAAGCUCUGAAGAACAGUCCGGAGAAAACUGAAGACGCCCUUCUGAAGAUGGAGCAGUAUCUGCUGCGUAACCACGAGAGCAGGCGAUAUCUGCAGGAUCAGGCGUUCCGGCUGCAGCAGGGCCUCGUCACCAGCACAACACGACAGAUGAUGGCGCAGGUGUGUGUGCAGGUCCAGGAUCAUUUGAACUCUCUUCGCUUUAGUAAGAGUGACAGAGUUCAGCAGGACAUGAAGACGGCCGAGAGCCUGAUGACGGACGCCAAGAACUCCACAACACUUCUGCGCAGUCUGUAUGACCAGCGCUCAUCGGUGGGCAUCAGUGACGGGUCAGCGGGAGUGUGUGUCCAGCAGGUGCAGGAGAAGCUGUGUUCAGUGGCUGGAGAGAUCAGCAUACUCCUAGACCAGCAGCUGCAGGGUUUGCUGGUGUCGAUGUUGGACACGGCUCAGAGUGUGUGUCCUCACGUCAUGCAGCAGGCGUGUUUGCGUGAGAAUCUGCUCCACGCCAGUGAAGGGAGGACGAGUGUGUCGAAGGCCUUCAUCACCUCCACCCUGCUGGAGCACUCGGCCUUCGACAUCAUCAACAAGAUCAGUGAGGUGAAGCUCAGUAUGGCGUCGUGUCUCUCUGAAUACAUCACUGAUGAGAUCUUGCGGUCACUUUCUCGCUCUCAACACACACUGGCGGGUCAUCUGAGCAGGAGAGGUCAGCAGCUGCUGCAUCAGGACUCACAGGAGACAGAAGUUCUAGACGAGAAGGAAAUACAGACAAACAACCUGGUACCAGCAGAACCAGAACCAGAACCACAGCGGACACAUAAAGCCAAGAGGAAGAGCAUUCACAGCAGGAUGUUCAGACCCAUGUCCUCCGCCUUCGAGCUGGACUUUGAUCUGUGCAAGGCAUUAGAGGACGUGUCUCUCUGUGUGGACGAUCUGCCGCCGCCCCCGACUCCGCCCCCUCCACAGCCAGAGUCCCCGCCCCCAGUGGAGGUGGAGCUACCACAGCCUCAGCCUAUGAGCUUCAGCAACCUGCCCACCGGAGACACGCCCCCUCUCCAGCACGCCACCAAGUUCAGGCCGCGGCGGACCAAGAAGGCCAAACCCAGCAGAGCCGCCGUAAGACGCCAGAACACACUUGGAGAGUCGCAGCGCUGUCAGCCAAUCAGCACCGCCCCUGUGCAGGAAGUGGAUCAGAGCAGCUCUGUGGAUGAAGGCGUGCCGGAGUUCUACUCCAGAAAGGUCACCAACAUCGUAGCCAAAGCGCCUGCCGCGGACACAGAGAAGAGCAGAGACUCGCGACUGAGCGGCUUCUUCAGCCUCAUCAAGCAUCGCUCCUCCACCAAAGCCACACCCACCAGCCCCACCCCUGGUGCCAUGGCAACCACCGAAACGAUCACAACGGUCUCCGUGACAACUGCGGAAAAAGAUGCCCCGCCCCUAGAGCCGGUCGUGAUCCCGGAGCCUGUUGCGCAUGAGGUCAAAGGUCACAUGCAGGAAGGUGUCAAGCGGGGCAGUCCGCUGAUGGGGCGUCACAUGGCCGUGCAGGUGCUCGGCAACGACCUGCUGCUGGCGGAGAUACGAGCCAAACAAGAGAAGCGCAAGAAGGCAGGUGUGUCUCCAUCUGCAACAUCCAAACCUGAAGCUCCCGAUGAAGGUGGAGAUCACGGACACACGACACCAGCGGUCCAGAAAGAGGCUCAAGACGAAUCUGCAGCCAGAAAACUCAAACACACACCUCAACACACUCACACACCUGAACACAAACACACAGCUGAACACACACCACCAUCAGAGCACCACUCCAGCCGUCCUUCCGUGUCGUUCAGCACCUCGGACUGCAUCAUUCCUCCUCAUCUGGAUGAUGUCCCAGAAUCCCCUGUUCUGCCCACACUGUCAGUCACCGAGGGGGCGGAGCCGGGUCCUGUCACUCACAGCACAGAGGGAGGAGCCUCAUCUGCCCCCCCUCCUGAGUCUCCUGUGUUCGACACACACACCUCACACACACCGAGUGUCGGCCGCUCCAUCUCCUGCGUUCAGUCCCGGACCGACCCAGAGGAGGGCGACACCGAGCGCCAGCGCACCAAGUCCCUCCCCUCGGCCGCUCCGGCCAAUCACACCGCGUGAUCAUUUCUGACACUGCAGUGGCUUCUACUGAAAUUUAUAUGUUUUAAAACUGUUUUUUACAUAAUUAAAUCAUUUCUAGUUAAACCUGAAUGCAAGAUUAUGAGCUAGAUCAGCGCUUCUCAACAAGGGGCCUCAAAAAACGUACAAGAUGACUUAAAAUAUUUAUCAAAUUGAAAAUAUAUAUUAAAAAUUAUUUGCUAAAAAAUCAAAAAUCUAAUUGUAUUUUCCUCUAAUCCAGUGUUAUUAUAGUAUUAUUGAGAUACAGUUAUAGUCUUUUUUAACCAUUUUUAAUUUUUUUGUUAUUUUAUUAUUAUUUUAAUUAUAUCAAUAUAGUUUAUAUUCAUUUUUAUUUCAUUUAUUAGUACAUCAAGUUAUGUUUAGUUUUAUUGGAGUUAUUGUUUAUUUCGUUUCAUGUAACAAUAUGUUUUGUUAUGAUUCAGGUAAAUAUCAUAACCCUCUCCAUUGAAGAUCAAACUGAAUCUGGAAUUUUCUGGAAUCACUAAAUCAACUGUAGUUCGUCACUUUAACAGUGUUUCUUAAUAAAAAAAAUUGAAAUCAA